Messenger RNA from Cottoperca gobio, 568 nucleotides. Its product is annotated as C-C motif chemokine 19-like. The transcript has 4 exons. Gene Ontology annotation, molecular function: chemokine activity. NCBI's taxonomy places the organism in Eukaryota, Metazoa, Chordata, Actinopteri, Perciformes, Bovichtidae. The record is from RefSeq and is a predicted model, not a curated record. Gene Ontology annotation, cellular component: extracellular region. Gene Ontology annotation, biological process: immune response. Bases 138 to 422 code for a protein of 94 amino acids.
CACCGAUCACACUUUCACUUUCACUACAAAGCUGUAUAAAUACACCUGCAGCUCUCCUCCUCACAGCAACACCUUCACACUCCUGAAGAGACUCACUGAAGAAGCACACGAGCUCACGCCUACGAACAAACAGAGACAUGGCCUCUCGCAUUGCAGUUCUCCUCUUGCUGGGUGUCGUCUGCGUUGGCUUUGCAACAGCUCAGAUGCUGCUGGACUGCUGUCUUAAUGUCUCUAACAAGCCCGUGCCGCUCCAAAUCCUUCAAAGCUACAACAUUCAAGAAGCUGGAGAUGGUUGCAAAAUCGGCGCCACUACGUUCCUUACAAAGGUUGGAAGAACACUUUGCGUCUCCCACCCCCUCGAUAAAGCAUGGGUGAGAAAAUACAUCAAACAUCUGGAUGAGAGGAAAACAAGACAUGACUAAAUCAGGUGUAGAGAGGAGUGCACUCGGGGAAAAGACGGCUGAAGAUCAAGAAGCGCCGACGAGAGCUGAAGACGUCAGAAUCAUUUCCAUUUGGGUCCCAGUCUUGUACUGUAGCAGAUCAAAACAGUUAGAGAAGAUCCGAUCUG